Molecule: messenger RNA, 1002 nt
Organism: Owenia fusiformis
Lineage: Eukaryota; Metazoa; Annelida; Polychaeta; Sabellida; Oweniidae
Source: the annotation of a GenBank genome assembly
AUUUUUGAUAAUUUUUAUUGUUUUCAUUGGUUGUAUAGUGUCUGUACAAUUUUGUCAAAAACAUUUGUAUGUAUUAUGUUAAGCAUCAACAUUUUAAGACAGUCAGAAUAUGACAAAAAAAUAAAAUAUACUGUGAUAAAAGAGACGUAUUAUAUUUAAAUGAAUCUCCGAAUAUAACAAUCAGUCGAUUUUGAACCAGAUAUAUACUUCAUCUAAAUGUAUUUGAUUUCACUUGCAUUUUCUGUCACAAUGAUAAAAUAUUGAGAUAUCUCAGAUAAAUGAUAGUAUUUAUGGAAUACUAAGAUUGUUACAGUGUGACUACAAUUAGAGAGUUACAAUAGAGAGUUGCCCCAAGAUUGACACUAUGCUGUUGUUUUGUGCUGUUAUAACUGCUGUUUCACUUAUGCAGGUGGUCGCUGGACAUGUGGUUGUUCCCGUACCUCAAUUAAGGAAUAUUGCUAAGACCGUUGGUGAAGGUCCACAUUGGGAUGAUGUUACUAAGACUCUCAUGUUCGUUGACAUUGAUGAUUAUGCUGUCAUCUGGUGGAGCUUUCAUACUAAAAAAGUGGAUCGAUUCAGAACUGACAUAGGGCCAAUAAGCUUGAUUGUACCUCGCAGGUCAGGUGGCUAUGUAAUUACCAUAGGACGUCAGUUGUAUCACCUUCACUCAGACAGACAGACCCUGCGACAAGCCCUUUCAGAAGAAGUAGAAGCAAACACAACUAACAGAUUUAAUGAUGGGAAGUGUGAUCCACAGGGUCGGUUAUGGGUUGGUACAAUGGACACACAAAUGGAAAAAGAGACUUUUGAGAGAUUAAACAAAGAGAGCGGCAAUCUAUAUAGACUUGAUACAAACCUUACAUUGACAAAAAUGGUUGAAAGGGUGACAGUGUCUAAUGGUUUGGCAUGGAGCAAAGAUAGAAAGACAAUGUAUUACAUUGAUACCGAAACAAAAAAUGUUUAUGCAUUUGAUUAUGAUGACAUAACUGGUGAUAUUGGUAA